Molecule: messenger RNA, 451 nt
Organism: Parasteatoda tepidariorum (common house spider)
Lineage: Eukaryota; Metazoa; Arthropoda; Arachnida; Araneae; Theridiidae
Product: putative ubiquitin carboxyl-terminal hydrolase MINDY-4
Biological process (GO): protein K48-linked deubiquitination
Molecular function (GO): K48-linked deubiquitinase activity; cysteine-type deubiquitinase activity
Source: RefSeq, a predicted model, not a curated record
UAUACUAAAGUUUUAUGAGAUGAAUCUCCUUGAUCACAUGACGUGGAUCGAAUCAAAUGGCUAUGACAGGAAUAUGCAUUGUGAUGGUUUGGAUGCCGCUAUGAGACCGGAAAGGCCAAUUACUGUAGAUGAAGCUUGCUCAUUAAGAACUUUAUUAUUUGGGGACUUACAGCGAACUUUUGGAAAGGAAUGGUCUGAGCAAAGUUUCCGUUUUAGAAGAACGAAACCAUUUCCAUAUGGAAUUAUUCAGAAAAGGGGUGGUCCUUGUGGAGUUCUAGCUGCUGUUCAAGCUUAUGUUUUAAAAGAAUUUUUAUUUGGUGACCAUAAGAGUUCACUGGUCUCAGGAGCAUUAAGGCCCACAUUAUCUGAAAAGAGAAUAGCUCUGUCUUAUGCUCUGACCAAAAUUUUGUGGAAUGCUGGAAGAAAAGGAAAUGCCCUCGUAGCUUUGUAA